AUGUACCUUCCAUUUCUGGUCGAGCCCUGGAUCGAGUACGGCAUUGGCGUCUGCGUCCUAUUCCUGCGGUACUUCGCAAGAGAGUUUAGAGGCUGGGAAGGAGAUGACUAUCUUGCUGUCCUCGCCCUUGUGCUAUGGACCUUUAUGCCAUCUUUCUGGCAUGUCAUCAGAGAGUACGGGAUAUUCAGCAGUCUUCCGGACGAAGAUAGGCCUACCUUAACUCCCCUACAGAUUGCAAGGUACGAGUAUUCAUCGAAGCUAUUUAUAACAGCACGGAUCUUGUACGUUACCCUGAUUUGGACGUUAAAGGGUUGCCUGCUCUUUUUCUAUAACCGCAUUGUUCAAGGACUCAAGCAGCAAGUCCUUGUGAAAUGGGCCGCGGUAGUUUGUGUUUUGUUCUACCUUGGAGCUCUGGCGACAAUCUGGGGCCAUUGUACGCCAGCUAGCAAGAACUGGCAAAUCAUGCCAUAUCCUGGUGAUGAAAGCGUGUAUUCGAGAAUAUACUUCCUGGUUCUUAUGGCCUUAAAUAUAUCAACCGAUGUCAUUAUCCUCAUUAUCCCACUAACAUGGUUCCCAAUGCUCCGAAUCCCAGUUUGGCAUAAGAUAGCUAUUGGCCUUCUUCUUUGCUCUGGCGUUUUUGCCAUUAUUGCCGCGAUUGUGCGCUGCAUUCUAGCGUUACGGGAUAUUAAGAGCUUCAACAACACGGUGAUGUGGGCGAUCCGAGAAAUGUUUAUCGGGAUCUUCAUCGUCAACGCCGCAGUUAUUAAGCCGGUAUUCUCUAAAAGAUUUUGGUUUGGUACCAGAGAAGACAACAACGCUGCGCGUAGCAUCUGGGGCCAUCAUAACCAUCACAACUGCUCCCCCAACACAAGCGACAGCCUAGUUUGA
Messenger RNA from Pochonia chlamydosporia 170, 888 nucleotides. RefSeq lists its product as hypothetical. The transcript is spliced from 7 exons. The record is from RefSeq and is a predicted model, not a curated record. Bases 1 to 888 code for a protein of 295 amino acids. Lineage: Eukaryota; Fungi; Ascomycota; Sordariomycetes; Hypocreales; Clavicipitaceae.